ACCGCCCGCAACCGGGAAAUGGUCGACCCGACUCGAUUUGUGUUGGUAACUGAAAAGUUCGCGACUAUCCCCUCCGAGAGAUAAAAGUAGUAGAAUGAUGAAAUCCCAGCACCGUUCAGGCUUCAGUUUGUUUUCUUUUUGAUUGAAUUGGGUUUUCGAGUCACAGGGAAGCAGAUAGCGAGAUCUAAAUACGCCAUAGGAGUGGAACUUGGAAUUAAUUUUCGCAAAACCCACAAGUAGAGGAGUUGAGUAUUGCGGCAGUAUUCUUUUGCUUGCUGGGUUUCUUCGUUCGUGCCUCGUGGUGUGUAAUUCUGGCUCAUGCCAUGCUUUAGCUCGGGACUUCUGGAUUUCCUCUUCAAGACAAAGCCUUCAAUGUGCCUUCAGCUGUUACAGACUUUCAUAACACCAAACAUUAGUUCCAAAUCCGACUAAUUUCAAAUCACCAAGAGCAACUAUGUCACUCACAUGUAAUGAUUCCACAGAGAGGAUUCAAAAGUUGAAUAUUGAAAAUGGUGAUUCUUUUUCACAUCCAGAGCUACUUAAAUAUAAAAGACGUAAAGUCUCUGUUGUUCGAGAUUUCCCUCCCGGCUGUGGUCGAAGUCUUUUGCAAAACACUUCAACCGUAACAAAAGGUGUGAUAGGUGAUAUAAUUGAGAGUCCUCCUUCACUGCAUCAUGAAGUGUUGGGAAGCGUGGAGAUGCCAAAUGCAAAUACCACUUUAGAAGCUACCAUAAAAAGAACUAAUAUUUCGUGUCUAGAGGAUGGGCACAAAACAGCGAAUGUUGAAUCAUCAUUGUUGAAUGAGGAUUUGGAAGGCAAAGAUGAAUCUUUUAAAAAUAUAAAAAAUUCUAUUGGAGAUGAACCUUCUUUGAAAGAUUUGCAUGGAGUGGUUGUUUCUGGCAUAGGGGAAGAGGUACUUGAGCCCAGUAAGUCGAGACCUUGCUCAUCACCUGAUGGCACUACCUUUGUUUCUAAUGGCAAGGACGUGAAAGAACUUGUGGUAAGAAAAUACCCUCCUAGAAGAAAAGUUUCGGCUAUUAGAGAUUUUCCUCCCUUUUGUGGCCAAAAUGCCCCUCCUUUAUCCAAAGAGAAGGGUUCCCUCGUGAUUGUCUCUCAGAAUAAUUUCGAGCAUCAGUAUAAGCUAUCGAAAUUGGAUAAGGAUGAUGAAUGUGUGGGAGAUAAUGCUCGCAAAGAAGAAUGCAAUAUUGAAUUGGUAGAGGAUGUGACCAAGUUAACCGUGGAUAAAAUUUGUACUGAUGUGAUGGUGGAACCUAUUAAAGCAACAAAGAUGGACGAUAAAUGUGGUUCAAAAAACAAAUGUACAUCAGAACGAACGAAAACUUCUUGUAGUGAUCAAUUCAAGUUUGAUAAGAAGCGUAAGAGUACUCUGAAUGAAGUGAAGGAAAUUAUGGAGAAGGAAAUAGAGGUUUACACUAGAGAGGUGCCUUCAGAAGAAAAUAUUUCAAAUAUUCCCUCCCGUCAGAAUCAGUUGAAACUUGUACCUUGCGAGCAAACUCUUGCAGCUGAGAGACCUGUUGUGUUAGGUCUUAUGGCUUCAUCGACUUGUCCUUGGAGGCAAGGCAAAUUGAACCUCAAGCCCUCUCCAGGAGGUGGAUCAAAUGGGAAAAAAGUGAAGAAGCGUGACUUGAGGCAAUUAGAGAAAACAAAAUCAAUCUUAAAAGAGGAUGGAAAAGAGUAUCAGAAAAAUUCUUCAAAGACAUCUAUUGUUGAAAAAGAUGUUAAUGGGGAUAUGCAUCAGCUAGUUGUUGCAGGUAGCAUGGACACAAGUAUCAAUGUUGAUGAAAAUAACAAUUCUCAUGUGAAUUAUAGAUCCAAUAAUACUAAUGUGAGCCUUAUUCCAUUUUCUCAAAUUAAUGAAAGUGGAAGUGAGCAAGGGAGUGAUUCUAAAGGUACUAGGACUAGAGUAAGGGAGACAUUGAGACUUUUCCAUGCUGUAUGUAGGAAGCUCUUGCAAGAAGAUGAAGCUGGAAAAAAGGUCCAAGGAAGUGCACCUAGGAGGAUUGAUUUUAUAGCAGCAAAAAUUCUUAAGGAUAAAGGGAAAUAUGUUAAUGUGUGCAAACAAAUUUUAGGACAAGUCCCAGGAGUCGAAGUUGGUGAUGAGUUUCGAUAUAGGAUAGAACUUAAUAUUAUUGGACUUCAUCGCCAAACUCAGGGUGGGAUAGAUUAUGUGAAGUGCGGUCAAAAGAUUCUUGCUACUAGUAUUGUUGCUUCGGGGGGCUAUGCUAAUAACCUCGAUAACUCAGAUGUCUUGAUUUACACAGGACAAGGAGGAAAUAUGAUGCAUUCAGACAAAAAACCCGAAGACCAAAAGCUUGAACGAGGAAAUCUUGCAUUGAAGAAUAGUUUUGAUGAAAAGAGUCCGGUUAGAGUGAUUCGUGGCUCUGAGUCAUCUGAUGGAAGAACAUAUGUCUAUGAUGGGCUAUAUUUGGUGGAGAAAUGGUGGCAAGAUAUGGGUCCUCAUGGUAAGCUUAUAUUCAAGUUUCAGUUGUGUCGAAUUCCAGGUCAGCCUGAACUUGCUUGGAAAGAAAUAAAGAGGUCUAAAAAGUUCAAAGUAAGAGAAGGUCUUUGCGUUGACGAUAUUUCUCAAGGAAAAGAAUCAGCUCCUAUUUGUGCAGUGAACAUCAUAGAUAAUGAGAAGCCACCACCAUUUAAUUACAUCACUAAAAUGAUAUAUCCUGACUGGUGUCGCCCACUUCCUCUUAAGGGUUGUGAUUGUACAGACGGGUGCUCAGAUUCAGAGAGAUGUUAUUGUGCGGUCUUAAAUGGAGGAGAGAUCCCAUUUAAUCACAAUGGGGCAAUUGUUGAGGCAAAGACUCUUGUCUAUGAGUGUGGUCUUUCAUGCAAGUGUCCUCCUUCUUGUCAUAAUCGAGUUAGUCAACAUGGUAUCAAAUUUCAGCUGGAAAUUUUUAAAACCAAAUCAAGGGGAUGGGGUGUGAGAUCCCUAAAUUCAAUCCCCUCAGGAAGCUUUAUUUGCGAGUAUAUAGGGGAACUUCUCGAGGAUAAGGAAGCAGAGCAGAGAACUGGUAAUGAUGAGUACUUGUUCGAUAUUGGGAAUAACUAUAGUGACAAUUCUCUUUGGGAUGGACUUUCAACCCUCUUGCCUGAUGCACAAGCGAAUGCUUGCGAUAUCAUGGAGGAUGGAAGUUUUACCAUUGACGCGGCAAGCUAUGGGAACAUUGGGAGAUUUAUCAACCAUAGUUGUACACCCAAUCUUUAUGCCCAAAAUGUGCUUUAUGAUCAUGAGGAUAAGAGAAUUCCGCAUAUUAUGUUCUUUGCCGCUGAGAACAUUCCUCCUUUACAAGAACUAUCUUACCAUUACAACUAUAUGAUGGAUCAAGUUCGUGAUUCAGAAGGAAAUAUUAAAAAGAAGAGAUGUUAUUGUGGUUCUGCAGAAUGUACUGGUUGGAUGUAUUGAGUAUUAACCAAGAUGUUUCAUUCAAUCAACAGGACUGCAUAUUUCUUCUUAGGUAGAAGAAAUGGCGUGGAAACUCUCCAUUUUUUUGAGUAGCUGUUAUGCAGCCUACUUUUGAUCAGAAUAGAGAUGUCUUUGAGGCAGAAGUUGCCAGCUUGUGCUAUUUCGAGUUGAAGUUACAUUCAGAUGGCAAUGUGAUGAAAAGAAUGGCUUUACUUGACACAACAGGCGUGGCUGUGAUGACAGGGUCAGGGCGGCACUUCGGUCUCAUUGAGGAUGUAUCUAACUCAUCUGUUGUUGGCAAAGAUUUUAGUAUGGAAUUACACACAUAUACAAUUUUCAGGUUGCAAAACAUGAGUUUGAAUUUUCUUUUUAAAUGGAGAUACUUCGGCCUUUUAUGAUAA
This is a messenger RNA of Cucumis melo (muskmelon), 3837 nucleotides long. RefSeq names its product histone-lysine N-methyltransferase, H3 lysine-9 specific SUVH6-like. Gene Ontology annotation, cellular component: nucleus. The record is from RefSeq and is a predicted model, not a curated record. The transcript has 3 exons. Lineage: Eukaryota; Viridiplantae; Streptophyta; Magnoliopsida; Cucurbitales; Cucurbitaceae. The coding region runs from base 455 to 3436 and encodes 993 amino acids. Gene Ontology annotation, molecular function: protein binding; zinc ion binding; histone methyltransferase activity.